Messenger RNA from Coniosporium apollinis CBS 100218, 1662 nucleotides. RefSeq lists its product as uncharacterized. The coding region runs from base 1 to 1662 and encodes 553 amino acids. Lineage: Eukaryota; Fungi; Ascomycota; Dothideomycetes. The record is from RefSeq and is a predicted model, not a curated record. The transcript has a single exon.
AUGAUAGACCAGAAGCCUCUUACAUCCGAUCCCGCACCCUCUAAACCUUACCCGUCUCGUCAACCACUCGCAACCCAGCCCAACGGCGCCUCACGACUACCUCCGAAAAGCAGUGACGCUACAGACUAUCAAUACUCAAGCCACCUGAUACCAAAUAGAGUCGAUGCACUCGGUCGGAAACGCAGUGAGGUAAGCGCAGCAGGGAGUGAGCCGGAUAGCCUUCUGGAGCUCUACAAAGGCGGAUCUGAAAGUCGGAAGAACUCUUAUCAUAUUGGAGCUGGUGAUGCGAGAAAAGCUUCUCAAGGUGUGGACAAGAAUGACGAGGACGACGAGUCGAAGUGGAUACACAGAGACAAACUUGCCCAGAUCGAGAGUCGGGAGUUAGAGGAAGCUGGACUGCGCGCUCGCGGCACAAGUCGAUCCAACCCACCCAGCAGAUCUGCUAGCCACUCGAGACAUCGGCGGAAUGCCAGCCUCGGCGACACCAGCAAAGAUACUAAGCAGGAUGACGGAAUCAACGGCCACUACCCACCACUUCAGGAGAGGAGACAACACGCAAUUUCGCCCAUACCAGCAUCAGAGGCGUCAGAGAACGGCGAUGUGGACUACGACCCCAGAACGAGGAAUGAGGCGGCUGCUGAGCACGAGCGAGAACAAGCAAACCAAGGAGCACGCCAGCACAUAGUACGGCCCAACACCUCCCGCAUACCCCUCGCAAAGACCAGCCCGGCACCAGUACCACGCCCCCUAGUAGCGGGAGAUUCGCCGCGGCCACGCAGCCGUGGCGGAAGCGGACUAUGGAGCGGCCUGUACGAGAAUGGCGUCGCAGUCAGCAAAACUCGAGACCGCAGCGCCACAGCUGAGAGCGCCGUGCUUCCAGACGACAUGAACGACUCGGCCGCUCGAUCACGGCGCGGCACGAGCAUGGAAGCCACUUCUCCUCCAACCUCACCGCCCAAAGCUAGAGUCCCGUCGAAGACGACCCCUACAUCUGGCUCUAGGAAGACCAGCAGAGCCACAUCGGGGACCAAACCGCGAGCGACCUCCGCAACGCACAAGGACUCACCUCGGCGACCGGGCACAAGCUCAGGCGCGUCUCGGCCUGCCACAGCCCGACCGGAAGGCGAAGCACCGUGGAUCGCUACGAUGUACAAGCCGGAUCCAAGGCUGCCGCCCGAAGAGCAAAUGCUCCCCACGCACGCCAAGAAGCUGGCUCAGGAGCAGUGGGAGCGGGAAGGCAAGACCGGGUCCGUAUACGACACCGAGUUCAGGCUCCUCAACACGGACGACUUUGCCAGGCUCGAGGCCAAGCCGAAAGAAGAGCAAGCGCCUGAACCGCAGAAAGAAGAAGAGCAGCCGCCGCAGUGGCCGCUUUCUACCCCGCCGACCGAGAAGGCCGAAUCGGAUAACCUGAGACCUGGCAAUGGCGGGAGUCAGCAUGGCGGCUACAGCACGAUGCCGGCGGUGCGGGUACCGAGCCCACAAAUGCAGCAACGGAGCUCUAGCUCUACCCCUCCAGCUAAGGUUGCACCUCCUAUCAGACCUGCAACUGAGACGAGAAGCUCUACUACAGAUAGGCCGACUGAGAGGAUCAGAGUACAGGAUCCGCCCGAUAAGGAGGGGAAGGAAAAGAAGUCGUGUGGCUGCUGUGUCAUUAUGUAG